Diospyros lotus (date-plum) is the source of this 1938-nucleotide messenger RNA. RefSeq names its product biotin synthase, mitochondrial. The transcript is spliced from 6 exons. Gene Ontology annotation, biological process: biotin biosynthetic process. The coding region runs from base 449 to 1612 and encodes 387 amino acids. Lineage: Eukaryota; Viridiplantae; Streptophyta; Magnoliopsida; Ericales; Ebenaceae. The record is from RefSeq and is a predicted model, not a curated record. Gene Ontology annotation, molecular function: 2 iron, 2 sulfur cluster binding; biotin synthase activity. Gene Ontology annotation, cellular component: mitochondrion.
UGGAGCAGCCAGUGGGAGUUGGUUUGAUUCUCCGAAACUGAAAGCAGAUCCUAUCAUUCAUCAAGUGCCAGCUUUUCUUGACCAACUGAGAAUGAGAAAUGUGGGGUGCAGUAUGGAGACUGUAAUUUGAUUUUGACAUGGUAAGGUCAAUUUUUGUGGGCUUUGGUUAACAAAGCAGCAAUUGUUCGAUGGAAAUAGAGAGCUGUUUUGUAUCGAUGAUUUAUAAUAUAAUAUGAAGUGUCAUCCCUAUGGCAUGGCCCGCGACCAGUGGCGUAUCUAAGGGAAGGGAAGGGAAGGGAAGAAGCAGGAGGAGGAGGAGGACGGCUAGGUUUCGGCUUCUUCAUCGUCCAGUAAUUGUGCUUGCAAUUUCUGCUUCCUUCAUUCUCUCUCUCUCUGAAUUUUUCAUAAGUCGAGUUGCAGAUACGGGUAGAGAGAAAGAGAUAGAGAGAUGAUGCUGACGAUUAAAUCAGCAAUUCGUCGAAAUGGAAGGCCGUCGCCGUGGAUGUUUAUGAACCUGCAUUUAUCGCACUAUUCUUCUGCUGCUUCUUUGGCUUCGGCUGCAGCAAUUGAGGCGGAGCGAACCAUUAGAGAAGGUCCGAGAAACGACUGGACCCGAGACCAGAUCUACUCCAUUUUCCACUCCCCUCUUCUGGAUCUCCUCUUUCACGGGGCCCAAGUUCAUCGACAUGCUCACAACUUCAGAGAAGUGCAGCAGUGUACUCUUCUUUCUAUUAAAACUGGUGGAUGCAGCGAGGAUUGUUCGUAUUGUCCUCAAUCCUCCAGGUAUAAUACAGGUCUAAAAGCCCAAAAGCUUAUGAACAAGGAUGCUGUUCUGCAGGCAGCUCAAAAGGCAAAAGAAGCUGGUAGCACUCGGUUUUGCAUGGGUGCUGCAUGGAGAGACACAAUAGGAAGGAAGACCAACUUCAACCAUAUUCUCGAAUAUGUGAAAGAAAUAAGGGAUAUGGGGAUGGAGGUCUGCUGCACCUUGGGAAUGCUAGAAAAACAGCAGGCACUGGAGCUGAAGAAUGCAGGCCUUACAGCCUAUAACCAUAAUCUUGACACCUCAAGAGACUAUUACCCUAAUAUUAUAACCACAAGAACAUAUGAUGAACGCCUUGAGACACUCAAGCAUGUUCGCGAAGCAGGGAUCAACGUCUGCUCAGGAGGAAUAAUUGGGCUUGGAGAAGCUGAGGAGGACCGAGUUGGCUUGUUGCAUACACUAGCAACUCUCCCUGCACAUCCUGAGAGUGUUCCCAUCAAUGCACUGGUUGCAGUGAAAGGCACACCUCUGGAAGACCAGAAGCCAGUUGAGAUAUGGGACAUGAUCCGUAUGAUUGCCACAGCCCGUAUUGUUAUGCCAAAAGCUAUGGUCAGGCUGUCAGCUGGCAGAGUCCGAUUCUCCAUGCCCGAGCAAACACUAUGUUUUCUUGCUGGAGCCAACUCCAUCUUCACUGGGGAGAAGCUGCUGACAACUCCCAACAAUGAUUUUGAUGCUGAUCAGCUCAUGUUCAAGCUUCUUGGACUGAUCCCAAAGGCUCCUAGCUUUUCUGAUGAGACAGCUAAAGAUUUGGAAUCAGAAAACUGCGAACAAGCUGUUUCAGCUUCAGGUUGAGAUUACUUCAGUCAUGGUGCCUUUCUUGUGCUGACUUUUAGUCCUGGUUCUGUUGUAUCUAAUAUAUCUGGAUGUUCACCCAACUAAACUCUCAAAGACCUUUAUUGCUUAAGCAUAUUAGCUAAAAGCAUGUCUUUUAGGGAACUUUAGCAGAAACAAAACAAUAAAUUAGAUGAUUAAGUUCUUAUGAUCUGAUUGUAUCAAUUCCAAAGGCUGGUGCUGACAACCUAUAUUUUCUUACUAGGCCUUGCUGCUGUGCCAUCGUGGCAAAGUUUUCCAUGAUGACAUGGCACUCAACAAAUUUAGAGAGAUUAUCUUUCUAAUCA